AUGCCCAUCCUCGGCCUCAAAGCGCCCGGCCCGUCCACCCCAGCCCACUUCUCCCUCGAACCGCUCAUCCGGCCCAAUAUCCUCGCUCUCCAGCCAUACCGUUGCGCACGAGAUGACUACUCUGCUGGCGUCCUCCUCGACGCCAAUGAGAACGCUAUCGGUCCCGCCCUCCCAUCCGCAUCGGCCAAAAAAGUCAAGGUCAAUGGUCACUCCGAUUCCAACGGUACUAGCGGCGCCAGCGCCAGCGCUGAGGACAUCGCCUUGGAAACCCUCUCCCUCCUCCCGCCCGGCACAGACCUCAACCGGUACCCCUCCCCUACCCACGACGAGCUCAAGCGGCGCAUAGCCCACCUCCGUGGCGUGCCCGAUGAGAACUGGGUGUUUCUCGGUGUGGGAUCGGACGAGGUUAUCGAUAUGCUCUUCCGAGUCCUCUGCGUCCCGGGCAAGGAUAGGGUAUUGACUACUCCCCCGACGUACGGGAUGUACAAGGUCACUGCGAAUGUGAAUGAUGUGGGGGUGUUGGAGGUGCCGCUUAUUGCGGAGGGAGGAAAGUUCCAGCUCGAUGAGGAUGCGAUGGACGAAGCAUUCACUGCCAAUCCUGACCUCAAGAUCGUCUUCAUCUGCUCCCCUGGAAACCCUACCGGCACCGUCAUCCCCCUCCCUGCUAUUCGGCGCGUCCUCGAGAACCCCAAAUUCAAGGGAGUCGUCCUCGUCGACGAGGCGUAUAUCGACUUUGCGCCAAGUAACAGCUCGGCUGCGCAGCUCAUCAAUGAGUAUGCGAAUGUCUGCGUUACUCAGACAUUGAGUAAGAGCUUUGGGCUGGCGGCUAUCCGCCUCGGCUACCUCCUCGCACCACCACCCCUCAUCCAAAUCCUCACCAACACCAAAGCUCCCUACAACAUCUCCGUCCCCACCGCCUCUAUCGCCGCCUCGGCCGUCUCUGACGCCGGAAUGGCAGUCAUGGCCGAGGCCGUCUCCACCCUCAACGCGAACCGGGACUACCUCCUCGAAACACUGCCUACCAUCCCGUCCAUCGGCGACAUCCUCGGCGGGAACGAUGCCAACUUUGUGCUCGUUCAGGUUCUUGAUGGGCCAAAGGGCAAAGUCUGCAAUAAUCGGGCGGUGCAGGUGUACAAGACAAUGGCGGAGACGAGGGGUGUGGUGGUGAGGUAUAGAGGAGGGGAGAUUGGGUGUGAGGGGUGUUUGAGGAUCACGGUCGGGACGAGGACGGAGUGUGAGGAGGUCAUCAAGCAGUUGAAGGAUCUGUUGGCUUAG
Dioszegia hungarica is the source of this 1275-nucleotide messenger RNA. RefSeq names its product putative histidinol-phosphate transaminase. Gene Ontology annotation, molecular function: pyridoxal phosphate binding; L-histidinol-phosphate:2-oxoglutarate transaminase activity. Gene Ontology annotation, biological process: L-histidine biosynthetic process. NCBI's taxonomy places the organism in Eukaryota, Fungi, Basidiomycota, Tremellomycetes, Tremellales, Bulleribasidiaceae. The coding region runs from base 1 to 1275 and encodes 424 amino acids. The record is from RefSeq and is a predicted model, not a curated record. The transcript has 3 exons.